Notolabrus celidotus (New Zealand spotty) is the source of this 6234-nucleotide messenger RNA. RefSeq lists its product as uncharacterized. Gene Ontology annotation, biological process: Rac protein signal transduction. NCBI's taxonomy places the organism in Eukaryota, Metazoa, Chordata, Actinopteri, Labriformes, Labridae. The coding region runs from base 1052 to 4405 and encodes 1117 amino acids. Gene Ontology annotation, molecular function: CCR4-NOT complex binding. The transcript is spliced from 14 exons. The record is from RefSeq and is a predicted model, not a curated record.
UUCUCGAUCAGGGCAGUCCAGUUUUGUUGUGAAGGUUUCCCCGGAAGUGUCUGCUUUUAUUUUAGCAUCAGUCCCCCUUGCACACAGACAGCAGGGAUUCGCUGACAGGAGGGUGGAUGCCUGGAGCUGGAAAUGACCUAGAGGCCUUACAGAUACAUUUGUGCUUUUGUCGCUCUAAUCUGCAUCCGCGGAGAGCAGUGAAAUCUGGAAGCACACUUGUUUCCACGGUGAGUAAUAUCUACCUCAGCCAGCAGACGAGGGGGAACCAGGAAGUUGCCGGAGACUUCAGACAGGCAGACAGAGCUAUCAGCUGGCCACUUGCUCACUGCCUGCAGAGCCCUGCUUCACGAAGAGGACUGUAGACGGACUGGAUCUGUCUGCCCCUCGCUUCCCAAAGCUCCUCUACCAGCUGGUGCACAAGGAAAGCCUGAACCACGCCUGAUUCCAGCAUUUACUCUUUUUUCUUUUAUUACUGUCAUUUUUUCUUCCUGCUGUUGACCAGUGUCUCAUUUUGCUUGGAUCCUUUUUUCUCAGCUUUUAAAAUAAUUUUCAACUUUUAUUGGUGCAGGUCGGUAGAGGUUGAUAUAUGUACAUUCAUCCUAUAUAUACUGUGUGAAGAAGGAUUUUCUCCAAAAACUGAAGGAAAGUUAAUGCACUUUAUAGCUCGGCUGUGGAAUCACUCUGAUUGAACUCGAGUGUUUUUGACUCUUCUCCCCCCUGAUAUGAUCGUUUUGUUUGAAGCUGGAAGCAGAGAAUCUGGAGGUGUGUUUUUGCUGUUUUUAAGCAGGGCCUAACAUAUUUGCAGCAGGGCUGCAUGCAAGCAUUUCACUCAGCCUGCAAGUCUUUUUGAUCGCACUCCAAAUCUGACCCAAGUUUGUGCUGCCUCUCUACAAGGUUCACUGAGAUGACCCUCUGGCAGGUGGAAGCAUUGAGCAUUUUUUUUAAAUAACUUGAACGGUUUUCAGAGUCGAGUUUGUGUUUUUGUAAAGAGGACAAGAGCACUUUGUGGGGCAAACAAACUAAAAACAGUUUUGGUGCUGUUGCACCACAUAUGUAUUGUUGUAGUGCACAGGAAAGUAAAAUGGACUACAAGCGUCGCUUUUUGCUCGGCGGGUCCAAGCAGAAAGUGCAACAGCACCAGCAGUACCAGAUGCCUGAGCUGAGCCGGACCCUUAGCGCCUCCCUGGCCUCCUCUUGCUCGGCCUCUUCACCCAUCGGAACUGGGGUGGUCAUGCCCGGUGGCUGCCAUCCUCCUCCUUCUGGUGCCACCACCGCGGUUGCAGACAUCCAGCAAGGCAUCUCCAAAUAUUUGGAUGCACUCAACGUGUUCUGUCGGGCCAGCGCCUUCCUCACAGACCUGUUCAGCAGCGUGUUCAGGAACUCUCACUAUUCCAAAGCAGCUAUGCAACUGAAGGACGUGCAGGAACACGUCAUGGAGGCGGCCAGCAGGCUGACUGCAGCAAUAAAGCCUGAGAUCGCCAAGAUGCUGAUGGAGCUGAGCGCCGGGGCCGCCAACUUUAAAGAUCAGAACGACUUCAGCCUGCAGGAUGUUGAGGUGCUGGGUCGGUGCUUCCUCACAGUGAUGCAGGUCCAUUUCCAGUUUCUAUCCCAGGCUCUGCAGAAGGUCCAACCUGUUGCUCAGUCCUGCCUGGCUGAGGCCCUCGCCCAGGCACAGGAGCGCUGCGCCAACGCCCGCUCUGAAAACUCUGAUCUCGGGCCUCUCACAGAGCUGGAGGAAGCCUCUCGCUUGUGGAAGGGCGCAGCUCAGGCCAUGGCCAGGCUGAGAGAGAGGGGCCGGGAUGGCUGCCUGGCAGGCAUCCAGGUUCAGCAGCUCUUCUGCUCCAACAACACAUCCAUCCCAGAGCACCAGCUGAAGGAGCUCAACAUAAAGAUUGACAGUGCUUUACAGGCCUACAAAGCAGCACUGGAGAGCCUGGGUCAUAGUGAGUACGCACUAAAGGCCGGCUUUCAUCUUAACCCCAAAGCUGUGGAGGCAGCCUUACAGGGCUGCUGCAGUGAAGCGGAGGCCCAGCAGGCUGGUAGAAUGCAGACCACCUCCCAGCCCAUCCAGUGCGAGCUGCCCACCAUCCCUGUACAGAUCGGUUCACAUUUUCUCAAAGGAGUUUCCUUCAACGAGUCAGCGGCUGAUAACCUCAAACUGAAAACGCACACAAUGCUGCAGCUCAUUAAGGAGGCGCUGGGCCAGAACGGAGUGACCCCGAGGGAUGACUCUCCUGUCACUGAGGUCCUCAACCAAGUUUGCCCUUCCAGCUGGAGAGGAGCCUGCAAGACAGCUGUCCAGCUGCUGUUUGCCCAGGCUGGACUGGUGGUUGUUGAUACAGCUCAGAUUGAGAACAAGGAGGCCUACGCUCCCCAGAUCACUCUGGAGGGAUCUAAGGUGGUGGUCCAGGUUCCUUCUACAUGGUGUCUGAAGGAAGACCCAGCCACUAUGUCCCUGCUGCAGAGGAGUUUGGACCCGGAGAAGACCCUUGGCCUCGUAGAUGUGCUCUACACAGCAGUGUUUGACAUCAACAGGUGGAAGGAGAGGAAAGAGCAAGCCCUGCCUACCAUUCAGAUCCAGCUGCAGCGGGAGAUCCCAGACUAUGGCAGUCAGGCAGACCUGCCUCCAGGCACCAGCUCAAAGACCUCCAGUGGGCUGCCUAAAACAAUAUCCAAGCUGACUUCCAAGUUCACAAAGAAAGUCUCCUCCAGUUCUAAUAGCGGAGGCAGUUACUCCAUCCCGAACACCCCAUCUCGCAGCAUGCUUACAACCAGCAGCUCUGAGGAAAAGACCAAGAGUUUGGGCCACAGUGAUGGGAGGAUCCAGAGCAUCCUGCAGAUGGGCAGUUUGUCCUGCACCCCAGACUCUCCUCUGCAGAGCCAGCUGGCCAACGGUUUGGUGUCAGAGGACCAGGGCAUGAACCUGCCAACUGACCAGGAGAUGCAGGACGUCAUCGACUUUCUCUCAGGUUUCAACAUGGGAAAAUCACAGCAGGCCUCGCCCCUGGUCAAGAGGAGGAACUCUGUGGCGUCUGCAAACCCAGCUGAGCUGAAGCCCCCAAGCGGACCUCUGCCCACCUCCCAAUCUAUCUCUCACAAUGUCCUGCAACCCCCUGCUCAGAGCAUGCCCCAACCCCAGCCUCAGCCCCAACCUCCACCAUCAGUGCAGAAGCAGCAGUCUCAGUCACAACCGCAGCCACCUCCUCCUCCACAGCAACAACAGCCUCAGCAGCAGCAGCAACCCCCUCCAGCUCCUCCUCCUCAGCAGCCCUCCCCACAGGCCCUGCAGUACUACCAGCACCUCCUGCAGCCUAUCAGCCAGCAGCAGCCGCCUCCUCCUCAGCAGACGCCACCCCAGGUCCUCCCACAGCAAAGAGUCCCGAGUAAGUGGCUCGGCACCUCUGGGCAGCAGCCCCCACCGCAGGGCCACCCUGCAGGGCUGUCACCCCUGGGGCCAAUCGGGCAGUGGGGCUCUCCUGGACUGCCGGAUCUGAGCUCAGAUCUAUAUAGCCUGGGUCUGGUCAGUACCUACAUGGACAGUGUGAUGUCAGAGAUGCUGGGCCAGAAGCCGCAGGGGCCCCGCAACAACACGUGGCCCAACAGGGACCAGAGUGAGGGAGUGUUUGGAGUCCUGGGAGACACACUGCCUUUUGACCCUGCAGUCGGCUCUGACCCGGAGUUUGCACGUUACGUUGCCGGCGUCAGUCAGGCCAUGCAGCAGAAACGGCAGGUGCAGCACAUCCGUCGACCCAGCAACCCACGCAGCAACUGGCCAAUGCCUGAUGAGCAGCACAGGACCUGGUCACACCCAGAGUACUACAGUGAGGGGGAGGCCGUGAACAGCAGCUGGUCAGCCAAUCAAGGGGACUCGGCCAGCUCCAGCGACGAGACAUCUUCAGCCAACGGGGACAGUUUGUUCUCCAUGUUUUCUGGGCCGGACCUUGUGGCGGCUGUGAAACAAAGACGAAAACACAGCUGUGGUGAGCCAGAGGUGUGCACUCUGCCGUCACCACCACUCCAUCACAUUGGCGAUGAUAACCAGGACAGCAAAACUAAAACCUGGCCUCCUAAAGCACCGUGGCAGCACUCCACCCACACCCACACCAACACCAUGCCCAAUCCCAGCUCUUCCUUGUACCAGAUGAACAUCCCCCCAUCUUCCCAGUGGAGUGACUCCAUGCAGAUGCUGCAGUCUCCCGUGUGGUCCACUGCCAGUGACUGCUCCCCCUCCACUGGCAUCUCCUCUGGUUUCCCCUCCUUCACCCAGCAGCAGCAGCAGCAACAGCAACAACAACAACAACAACAACAACAACAACAACAGCAGCAACACAAACCCAUGACCAAGGGCUUUAAAUCCUUCCCCCUCAAACAUGAGCACAGGCCCUCGUACCUUCACCAGUACUGAUCACGGUCUAAUGUCGAACGUGUUCAUGGUGAAGAGCCACUGAGGGCCUGCAGCUCUGUGAGACAAGUGGGCCGAGCUGCAGCCGUCACAGUCCACACCCACUCAAUUGGAAGAAUUCAAAGCCGCAUAUAGAGGCAGAAUCAAAGUAAACACACUGGCUCAACAUUUUUGUAACUAUAUUUUUCCAUGUCAGACAUCCCACAUUUGAAACAGAGACAUAUUUUGAAGUUUUUUGAACUGCCAUGUUUUAACUAUGAGAGGUGCAUGUGUCAUGCCGGCAGCAGUCUAGUGGUCGUUUCUCUGUCUGUUGAGCUGACGUCUCCUCAGACAAGAGCUGGAGACGUGCACGGCCGUCACCCACUUGCUUCUGCAGCUGAACGUGUGUUUGUUUGUGUACGUGUGUGCGUGCGCGUGUGUGUGCGUGCGUGCGUGCGUGCGCGUGUGAUUGUGUGUGUGUGUGUGUGUGUGUGUGUGUGUGUGUGUGUGUGUGUGUGUGUGUGUGUGUGUGCAACUGAGCGGAUUACAAGGGGGCAGGGGCUUGUGAUGCUCUCAUUUUGCCCGUAAUAAAUAUACUGUGUCUACAUAGCUGUAACUGCCAAAUCUCACGCAAGAUGACUCAGAGUACAGCUACCAUCUACUGUUUCAUAGCUUGUAAAAUACUGAAGUUGAAAUAUAAAUAUUUAGUUCUUUUUAUUAAGAGGCUUUGAGCAGGCUCAGCAUAAAUAUAGUAAGUCACUGCAGAGGUGUCAUUUGAGAGAAAUACACUAAUUUUUCAACAACUGACCAGAGUUUAGAGUUCUAGCAGUAACAAUGUGCCAUGUUGGUAUUGAUAGCACUUGCAGGAUAUUAUUUCCAACCAAAGCAUUGUUCAGAAGAUGAAUGGUGCUGAGGAGACGAGAGGCAGUCUGAGAUUAUAGAGAAACAGUGAAGUGAGACGUCCUAUUGGAUGAGAGCGUUAGGGAACAUCUUCACUUCCAUUCAUUUCCUCCUCCUCUCUUAUUGGCAGUUGUUUGACACUAACUCCCAUAACCCUAACUUUUCUUCUGUUUAAUGAUACAAUAUUUUUCUUGUAAUAUUAUUGACAGUAUUAAUCUUAUUUUUGUAUUUUCUUACAUGUUAUACCAUUACUGUAUGUUAGUAUUCUUGUAGACAUAUUGCAUAAAACAUUAUUUUCCACCUCCCAAUAUGUGAAAAAGCACAUUUUUUCCUACAGAGUUGAACUACACCAUCUAUCUAUAAAGGUUACCAAAUAUGCCAUGCUAAACACUCAAACAUUGUGUGAUGAGGGUGUUUUUGGAGCCCUUGUUUCUUCAGUUUCUAUGGCAAUGGGCUGUAUUUAAAAGCCCAGAAUGUUAUCUUUUUGUGAUGUUUGCGGAUGCCAAUGUUGCCUGUAUUUAUGAAAUGACACCAUGUUUUCAGAAAACUAACAUACUUAACAUGUUUACAGAGAAUUGUUUGCUGUAUAUACAUAUAAAUAUAUAUCUUUUUAUAGUUAAUGUGCUUUGCACAAUCAAGAUAUAGGGUUUGUUGCUUUUUGUCUGUGUUCUCUCCCUAACUGUUGCAGCCUUUUUUAAAGACAUCAUUACAGACCUUGGACUGUAACUGUUAGCUUCUCAGCUGUGUCAAAUGGUUUACUAGUGGCUUCUAUAAAAGAAAAAAAAAGAAUAAUAAAAACAUGUUGCCCUGAUAGAAGAUAUAAAGGGGGACUGCUUGGCUUAUGUUGCUUAUUGUUCUCUUGAGCUGGCAACUGAAUCUUUCCAAGUGUACCAGCAAUGCAAAAAAUGAAUAAAAAAUGACUAGCAAUUCAAAAAGUUGUCUUUUGUAGUUAU